Messenger RNA from Amphibalanus amphitrite, 1813 nucleotides. RefSeq names its product nucleoside diphosphate-linked moiety X motif 8-like. The transcript has 2 exons. Lineage: Eukaryota; Metazoa; Arthropoda; Thecostraca; Balanomorpha; Balanidae. Bases 195 to 947 code for a protein of 250 amino acids. Gene Ontology annotation, molecular function: coenzyme A diphosphatase activity. The record is from RefSeq and is a predicted model, not a curated record.
AUUACUAUCAUUUGUCAGCUAGAUCGCGAGGGGGAGGGACGCGUCUGGACGCGUCUAUCGGUCGUGGAGGCACUGCUCAAGCUGACUGGGGUCACUACAACCAUCGAGAAUAGCAUCCAUCGUCUGAAGAGUUCUGACUUCCCAAAAAUCCUCGACUCGGCGGAAGUCCCCGUCUGGACUCGCUGAUCAGUGCGAUGCUGCUCCGGUCUGCCGCUCGACUGGCGGCGGCGCCGUGCCGUCCUUUGACAGUCGCCAGUCCCGUCUCUCCACCGCCGCUGACCGACGCAGUACUGACACCGGAGCGUCGCGAAGCGUUCGUCUCACGUCUGUCAAACGUGCGCCUGCCCGUGCGGACCACUGACGGUGAGCCGGGUGCGGCUGUGCUCGCUCCUCUGUGUCGGGUUGACGGUCGGCCGGGACUGCUCUACACACUCCGCUCCUCUGCGCUCAACAAACAUGCCGGGGAGGUGGCAUUCCCAGGCGGUAACCGAGACCGGCAGGACGCCGACCCUCUGGCGACCGCCCUCCGGGAGACCGAGGAGGAGAUCGGUCUUCACGUGGAGCGGGACCAACUGUGGGGAGUGCUGCCCUCGCUGCUGUCUCGGUUUGGAGGGAAGCCGGUGGCGGCGUACGUAGCGGAUGUAGGAGAGGUGCGAAUGGAAGAUCUACGCCCUCAGCCAGACGAGGUGGAGGAUGUGUUUUUUCUGUCGUUAGAACACCUGUGUAAACCGGAGAAUGCGGGACAUACUCAGUGGCGGCGAGGGGAUGCAGGAUACUCGCUACCGGUGUUCCUCAAUGGACCCCACCGCGUCUGGGGACUGACGGGCAUAUUUACUCACAUCUUACUAGGGACGCUACUACCAGAGUGGUACAAACACAAAGUGCCCUACCUGCGGCCUGUCAGGGAGCGAGACAGCGAGCGGGACAGUCGCUCAGGUAGUUAUUAAUGGUCGUAGUCUAUAAGACAGAUGGUAUGUGAUGAAGGUUAUGACUGUGAUGAGCGGGAUGCUUUGGACCGGUUAGGAGUUAGGGAGUUUAUUUAUACUGGGACCUAGCUUGUUUAUUGGCAGGUUAUCAGUACCAUGCUCAAGGUGAUUGUCAGCCAGGUUAUACUUACUUGUUACCUACGCUGCCCGAAGGGGCAUAUUUUGAAGAUUGUUUCUGACCUACGAAUUUUUAGGAUACACGAGACUGGUCGUGACAUUAUUGAAAUCAUACAUCAGUGGUAUAUUGUGAUGUUGUUUUAUUCCAGCAUCGAUUAAUUAAAUUCGGCACUGAUAAGCGGGCAGCAUUUUACCCGGCCUAUCAGCGCCUCGUUUGGCAGUGCGGCACGAAAGAGUCCAUUAUGACGGCAACCGACGAUUCAUGCUGCUCUGUUGCAAUGUGCAUAAGGUAUGUACAAAUUAACACAAUGCAAACGUCUGCUGUUAAUAUAAUAUGAUUGAUGACGCAUAAUCAUUUUUGUAUCAAGCACUUUGGUUAGCACAAUACUCAAUGCAAGAGGCAAUACUUCGAAAAGCAUUCUACAACAUUACGGUUUUCAGAGGACUGCUCGCCCAAGUCAAGCACCAUUUUUCACAACAUAGGUACUCCGGUUGCUAAUGCUAAUAUCAUGGUGAUCGAAUUCUCCUGGUUAUCAGAGGACGAGAGAUCUCCGUCCCGUCCGCUCACUGUCAAUCCGCCGUCCCGGGCGGAUGGCUGGCUCCAAAACAUUGUAGACGCGUAUUCAGGCGGAUAUGACUCGACGGUGACCAUUGGCAGUGAGCGAGCUCAGACAAGCGAAUCACUGCAACUCGACAGUUUUGGGCACCGG